This is a messenger RNA of Radiomyces spectabilis, 2481 nucleotides long. RefSeq lists its product as uncharacterized. The transcript is spliced from 11 exons. The record is from RefSeq and is a predicted model, not a curated record. The coding region runs from base 290 to 2296 and encodes 668 amino acids. Lineage: Eukaryota; Fungi; Mucoromycota; Mucoromycetes; Mucorales; Radiomycetaceae.
GACUUUCCGAUGUUGCACUUCUUCUCGCCAUUGCUUUCUAAAGUCUUCAAGCUCUUGCUGAUUAGCCGUUGCGGGACUCUGAGAAUCCAUAAUGAACACCACCGAGUCGAUAACGCAAGACAGCAUCGCACUUAUCCGCAAAAGGGAGCUUAUGCUGCGGUCAAUUCAAACCCCGACGGUAAGAUAACGCACCGACAAAAGAUCCAUAUGCAGUGCUGUCAAGGCUUGCAUAACAUCAUGGGAACUUGUUCAGCUGAAGAAGGUUUUGAAUAUAAUAGAUGGAUUGAACAUGGUAUCCGUAAGCGUUAUGCACGGGAAGCAGUUUCCUUAUUUCAUGGUUGUUCAAGUAUCAUCGUCAUGCAUUAGAGAGUGGCUUAGCGAAUUUCGAGCUGCCUUUCAAGGUUCGCACCGAUGGGCUGGUGGGGCAGACUUCCCAAAGCUGCAGUGUUACAGCACCAUGGCCAAGUCACCGCAGGAUUACAAAAAGACAAGCCAACAAUUUCACUCACAGCUAGAACACUUGCAUCGCCUGUUAUACUCGACCAAACCGUGUCCUUCAACGGCAACGGCUAUUAUCAAAAGUAUCAAUGACGCCGAAACUCCUUACAAGGCUGUCACGGAUCAGCAGAUCAUAGAUAUAUUUGUAACUGGAUGCAAAGCGUUAAAGUAUACGGACGACGCUUGCCCGCCAUUUUUGAAGUUCAUGUUCAAGCAAUCUUCGAAACAUAUUCGUAUUACGAAACUGCGAUCGGCACAAUUAGAAACCUGUGUUACGUUUAUCUUGGAUGGACUGGAUACGGAUAUUGAUGCUGAAUUACGAGUCGAUCUGCUUCGCGCCUUCAGCGCAUUACUGUUUGAAAAUGCCGCUAAUACUGCCAAGUUUUAUCCAAGAAUUGCAAAGACUUUGCUACGGGCCGCGGAUCGAUCGACCACACCACUGGAAGUUCGGCGGAUGGCCAUCAACUGUAUCGGUAACACUUGCGCUGGCGCAGGGUCCAAGUUACAGCCUUAUUACAGCGAUUACUACGAAGUCUUGCUGUCCAAUAUAUGCGCGGUGGAUCAUACCUCACGCGGGACCAUGAUGGUUGCUUCUACUUCCUUGGACUUUGCCGAUCCAGCUGUACGAAAAGUGGCUAGCAGUACAUUGCGGGCUUUACAAUUUGUGCUGGGCCAAGACAAGUCCUUGGUCACCAAUCCUUUAUGCGAUAUCAUCGAUAUCAUCCACACCUUUAUUUUUAUGCAUGUGUCUGUCCAAUCCUACAAUUCAAUUCUCGCGGCAAUGAAAGAUAUUGAAUUAACCUCAACCGCAUCCUCACCUCACCGACUUGCCCGUAUUCGUGGCGUCAUUUCUCCUCCGCGUUCUCAUUCUUGGCGACCCAAUAUGCACAAGUUUGUUAGCGCCACCAGUUCCGAUUCGGAAUUGUCGGAUUCGGAUCCCGUCAAUUUGAAUCCUCGUCGACAGAGAGACGAUGCCAAAAUCCGUAUCAACGCACUGCUGUGCCUUGCUGCGGUUGCCAAGACGUCAUCUCGCGCAUUAUACCCGCACUGGCAACGCUUUAUACCAGAUUCCUUUACUAUCUUCCUUAGCAAUAAUACGGAUCCUCUCUCUGCUGCGAAACAGCCGCUUCAUCUAUCGCCUGUUUUACGUUCCGACAAUCAACCAUUCUCAUUGUUCACCAUUUUGCUCUACGAUCCCAUGCCCACUGUACGCACCGCCGCUUGCAACGUGCUUCUUUCCAUGUUUGAUGGUGCGAAACAGUACUUGAGCGUUGCAUCCGAGAGCGACGCAAAAACAUCGUUUACGUCUUUAUCCGGGAAGUUGGCAUCUAUCCUAAGGGAUUGUCAUCAAGGUCUGAUCUGUGUUAUUGAAAGAGAGCAGGACCCGCGGAUCUUGGGUCUUGUUAUGAAAGUGGCUUGCACCUUGGUUGCCAACUGUACCUAUGAUCGACUUGCCACGGGUUAUCUUUCUCGGCUGUACCAUACUGUAUUGAAAAGAUGGCAUUCGGCUUCCCUUGAAAUUCGAAGCUCAAUUCUGCAAGUGAUAUCUGCUAUUUUGGAGGCAUUCUCCGGUCACCAAGAAGUGGCCGCACUGGUAGAGCAGCCCAUCGACGAAAAUGAUAUUUCUGUCGACAAUCUUGUGGUUUUCUUUUUGGUUUCCAUUGCCGCAAAAGAAGCAGUGACUGAUGCGAAUGGAUAUAAAAUUGAGCUGUGGCAUACUUUUGCCACGCUGGCCAAAACCCAUUUUGCUACCGUAUGGCAUGGACGGAUAUUAGCGAUCUUUUUGAAAAAGAGCUGAACGACAAGGAUCCGGCCAUCCGAGCUGCGGCUCUCAAAUUUGCCGAAUCGUACGCUUAUGCAAUUAACGAAAGUUUUGAUAUCACCCAAGACGUGCUCGUUACGGAUAAGUAUGUGAACUGGUGGACAGUUAUGAUUGAAAAGUAUAUCCAACAAUCGUCGCUGGAUGAAUCGCCUUUGGUACGA